CCAGCAGUCACGUGGUGUGCAGGCUCCCUUCUGCCCAUGCUGGCGCAGGGAAGCGUGUUAGCAUUAGCAGCGGUCCUGCUGUAAAAUUAAUAACUAAAUUAUUAACACUGUUAGCAGCUGUACCGGGCAGCCAUGUCGGAACUGAAGAUCAACAAGAAGUUUGCAGAGAAAUACGACAAAUACAGGCAGAAAGAGGAGCUGCAGAAACUGAAGGAUCGCUUUGGGGACCAGGAUGAAGAAAGUUCCUCUGGGUCUUCAGACUCUGAAUCGGAUGAGGAGAGUGAAGUGGAACUUGAUCCUAAACUGGAGAGGGAUUUUUACAGAACACUUUCUCUACUGAAGAAAAAGGACCCAAAGAUCUAUCAGAAAGAUGCAAAGUUCUAUGAAGAGGAGGCUUCCAGCUCAGGAAGUGAUGAGAAACCCUCCAUUUCUCAAAAGGCAGAAAAACCAAUGUUCCUGAAGGACUAUGAGCGUAAAGUCAUUUUGGAGAGAGGAGGAAAAUAUGAGGAUGAUGAGGACGAUAGUGAAGCUGAAGAAGCUGCCAGAAAGAUGCAGGAGAGAGCAAUGUCUCCCAGCUACAUCCAGGAGCAGGAGGACCUGAAAAAGAGCUUUCAGAAGUUUGUGCAAGAUAGUGAUGCCGAGGGCAGUGAUGAAGAAGAGGGGCAGUUCUUAAAGCGCAGAACCAAAACACAGGAAGAAAAGGAUAAAGAGGAGGCUGAUUAUGUGGACUGGUUGAAAGGCCAGGCAGAGCUGGAGGGGAAGGAUGAAGUUCAGGACAUGAAAUACCUGAAGGAAUACUGGAAUGAUCCCAAACUGGAUGAAAAAGAAUUGUUUUUACGUGACUACAUCCUGAACAAGGGAUACCUGGAAGAAGAUGAAGAGAAAAUUCCCACCUAUGACGAGCUAAUGCAGGAGGAUGUGGAAGACUCUGAGGAGGAAGGAGAAUCAUUCCUGCAGCAGCAGGAGAGCUUUGAGAGGAACUACAACUUCCGGUUUGAGGAGCCCGGAGCUCAGCAGAUUAAGACCUACCCACGAAACAUUGCCACCUCUGUCCGAAGUAAAGAUGUCAGGAGGAAGACAAAGAGGGAGGAAGUAAAGGAGAGGAAGAAAAAGGAGAAAGAACAGAAGCAGCAACAGCUGAAGGAGUUGAAGAACCUGAAAAGAGCAGAGAUCAUGGAGAAGCUGAAGAAACUGCAGGAACUCACAGGGAAUAAAGAGCUGGCCUUCAGUGAGGUGGAUCUGGAUGGAGACUUCGAUCCUCAGCAGCACGAUCAGCUCAUGCAGACAGUUUUUAAUGAGGAAUAUUAUGGGGACUGCGAGGAGGAAAAACCGCAGUUUGAUGAUGAAGAUGAGGAGUUGGAGGAACGCUGGAAUUGGGACACAUGGAUGGGUAAGGAAGAGGAUGGAUAUGUAGAAGAGAAAGAAUAUCAGGAGCAGGAGGAGGAGGAGGGAGAGAAUGAGGGUGGAGAGCAGAGCUACCAGCCGGACUGUGAGGAUCCGGACUUUAUUAUGGAUGCAGACUACGAUCCCAGUCAGCAUGCACUCUCUAAGAAGCAGAAGAAGAAACUGAAAGAUCUGAAGAAGAAGAUGAGCAGAGAGGAUGCUCCGCUGAUGGGCAAAAAGAGGAAGAAAUCUCGCUUUGCUGAAAUCAUCACUCAGAACAAGCCAGUUUUUGACCCACAUGAGAAGUCGUUUGAGCAGUACCUAGAUGAGUACUACAAAUUGGACUUUGAGGACAUCAUAGAUGACCUGCCCUGCAGGUUCCGCUACAGAGAAGUGGUGCCCAAUGACUUUGGUCUGAGCACUGAUGAGAUCUUGGCAGCAGAUGAGAAGGAGCUGAAUCGCUGGUGUUCGCUGAAGAAGACCUGCAUGUACAGGAGUGAGAAUGAAGAGCUCUGUGACGUGAAGAACUACCAGAUCAAAGCUAAAAAUGUCAAUAAGAAGAAACAAGUCUUCACUUCCUUAUACACUGAGGAUGAUGAACUACCUGGCCAGUCAGACACUAAAGUGAAGAUGGGUAAGAAGAGGAGGGACCGGCUGAAGAACGCAGAGAACUCGGAGAAAGGACUGAUGAAGGAGGAGGAGGAGGAGAAUGAGGGGGCGGAGUCUAUUUCAGGAGCUUCAGCGUCUAAAUUGUCAGAUGAUGUUGCAGCCGAAGCUCUGACUGUGCUUAAAAAGGACGAGGAGGAGGAGGAUGAUUCAGAGUUCCUGGUUCCGAAGAAGAAGAAGAUGAAAGUGGAGAGAACUGCUGUUAAAGAGGAAAGCAGAGCGUCUCACAAAGAAAAGCCCAGGACUGAGAAGCCCAAGCGGCUGAAGAAACGUCCGCAGGGCGGGCGGCUGAUUUCUCGCAGUGCUCUCACAGUCAGAAUGGGAGGCCAAGAUUUCAGCAGGCAGAGACUGAGAGCGUACGGCCUGAACCCCAACAAGCUGCAUUUCAGACAAUUUUACAGGCAGAAACGAAAAGACACAGAAAAGCCAGAGAAGCUGAAAAACAAAACUGAGGAAACUAAUUAAGAGCUGGUGUUAAGACUGACAUGGUUAAUAAGGGACUAAGAUUUUACUGAGUGGGCUUUACGUGAACAUUGUAAUCUGAUUAUAAACAGAUAUCUGCAGUUAUCUGAUCAUUCAAGUAGACUUUUCAAAAAUCCAGUUAAUACUGCAUUAUGCUGAUUGGCCAUCAGCAGCCAGAGUCAGAGAGAGAAAACACAAUUGGCCGUGCUUUUCCUUUCUUACGGUGGGUAGAUGGCUCUCUCUCUCCUCUCGCCACAUCUCUUCCAUGUUUCUGAUGUUUGUCUGCACAGUCGUCUGUUAGCUGAUGUAUCAAAACUGGGCAUGCGGUGCUUUCCUCUGAGUGCACUGGCCAAGCACUGAUGCAUCAUUGGCUAGUUACAAAGCAAAAAUCCAAUUAUUUUCCUGCACAUGUAAACACAAAAGUUCAUGUAAACACAAAAGUUCAUGUAAACACAAAAGUUCAUGUAAACAUGUUGAUAAGAUUACUGACCAAAAAAUGCUCUGCAGUAAUCGGAUUAUGAAGUGCAUAAUGUGUAAGUGCACACUCACUGUUUUGGGAACCAUUGAACAUUUUUUUCUAUUGGCUAAAAAUAUCAGUGCAUACUGAUGUACAGUUACACUGUGUAGUCAAAUAUAGAAUAAUAAUAAAUGAUACAGUGGAGUUUCAGUUUUACAUACACAUUUCACAUUUCAGCUGUUCAAUUCCUCUUGUUUAAUAUAUUAAAAAUAAAUAUUUUAUAAAAGG
Molecule: messenger RNA, 3256 nt
Organism: Astyanax mexicanus (Mexican tetra)
Lineage: Eukaryota; Metazoa; Chordata; Actinopteri; Characiformes; Acestrorhamphidae
Gene: kri1
Product: KRI1 homolog
Exons: 19
Coding region: 133-2514 (793 amino acids)
Biological process (GO): endonucleolytic cleavage in ITS1 to separate SSU-rRNA from 5.8S rRNA and LSU-rRNA from tricistronic rRNA transcript (SSU-rRNA, 5.8S rRNA, LSU-rRNA)
Cellular component (GO): nucleolus; 90S preribosome
Source: RefSeq, a predicted model, not a curated record